CCGCGUACCUUCGUACAUAAGCAAAUCAGCCCGUCUUCUUGGCCAUUUGCAUCUUGCCACCGCAAAGAGCACACUGCACCUCAUCCUCCGUCCCAGAUCGUCGUCCCAGUGCCUGGGAUACGGAAAUCCUGUGUCGUCACCAUGGAUUACGCCUAUUUCAACACCGCUCCACCACAGCACCCCUACCAGUUCAUCGGACUGCCCCCAACGCCCACCUAUUCACAGCCCAUCGACCACGACACGAUCCGGAGCAUCGAACCCCUCGACACAGCUUUCCUGCCCUCUUACGAUGCCUUCCAAUACUCCCAGAACGCCCUCCCGGCAACUUCCGGCUCGCCAGACCCAGUAAGCGGCCAUACUCCAAUGCCUGCCGGCAGCCUAGACAGUGGACUUGGGGGAGACCUGGACGCGCGGGACAGCCGAACUCGGAGCAGCAGCGAGGAGAAAGAGACGGGCUUGACGCCAGCACAGAGUCGGCGGAAAGCGCAGAACCGGGCAGCCCAACGCGCCUUCCGCGAGCGCAAAGAACGCCACGUCCGCGACCUCGAAGCCAAGCUCUCCGCCCUCGAAUCGUCCACCAACAGCCUGCAAUCCGACAACGAGCGCCUCAAGCUCGCCCUGCAACGUGUCCGCACCGAGAACGAACUCCUGCGCGCGACCUCAGCACACUCCCCGACCUCGUCCCGCCCAGUCUCCGGCUCCUACUCGCCCACCGCCAACGGCGACUCGGCUGACGACGCAGACUACAACGUCCACUCGCUCACGCACAGCACCGUAGUCACUGAAAUGUCGUUCCGGGACUCGGAGAAAUCGAAGCGGUUUAGCGGCAGCAAGGAGCUCCCCGCCCAGCAGACGUGGGACCUGAUACAGAGCCACCCGCUGGUGAAGCAGGGGCUUGUGGACAUUGCGGAUGUGUGUGAGCGGCUGCGGGGGCUGGCGCGGUGUGAUGGGCACGGGCCGGUGUUUGAGGAGCGGGCGGUGUGGAAGGUGGUGGAGGAGAGCAGGAGAGGGGGUGGGGACGAGCUGAUUUGAGCUGAUUCUCAUCUUUUGUAAUCACAGUCGCUUCAUCUUUUUCUACGUCAAAAGGGCUGGACGAGCAGUUCACGGCAGUCAGGCGUUUUUUCUGGUUGGGGGGCUUGGAAACCCUGCACGAGGUGUGCAGCAUGCAAAUGUUGCUGGUUGCUGCGCACUCGAACAACGACCAGCUGUUGUGGCGUGGGAUCGACUGCUAGUCGCAGCAUCCUGCCACUACAGCAUUUCCCCCCUCAAA
Messenger RNA from Mytilinidion resinicola, 1270 nucleotides. RefSeq lists its product as uncharacterized. Gene Ontology annotation, cellular component: RNA polymerase II transcription regulator complex. Gene Ontology annotation, molecular function: transcription cis-regulatory region binding; DNA-binding transcription activator activity, RNA polymerase II-specific. Bases 142 to 1032 code for a protein of 296 amino acids. The transcript has 3 exons. Lineage: Eukaryota; Fungi; Ascomycota; Dothideomycetes; Mytilinidiales; Mytilinidiaceae. The record is from RefSeq and is a predicted model, not a curated record.